Messenger RNA from Dendrobium catenatum, 1092 nucleotides. RefSeq lists its product as uncharacterized. The coding region runs from base 98 to 832 and encodes 244 amino acids. The transcript is spliced from 3 exons. The record is from RefSeq and is a predicted model, not a curated record. NCBI's taxonomy places the organism in Eukaryota, Viridiplantae, Streptophyta, Magnoliopsida, Asparagales, Orchidaceae.
CCGGAGAGGCAAAUCCUCCUCUUUCUUCCCAUUCUGCAUUCCCUCCUGCUCUGUCUCUCUAUCCUCCCUUUCUCUCUCUAGAAACUCGUCGCCGAAGAUGGUGAUCUCGGCGGAGAAGGAAGAGGCGCGGCGGCAGAACAUGAAUGGCUUGGUGGAGAAGCGCACGACUUUUUCACCGUCGAGGAGAUCGAAGCCGCAAUCACGCCUCCACAACUUUUCCUUCCCGACCCUAAGUUGGGGAAACCAGAAACUGCUCCGGUGCGUCAACCCAUCGGGCAGAUCGAUUGAUGAGGAGCUGCAGACCGGGAGGCGUUGCUCCUCCCCUUCUUCCCUUAAUGAGCUCCAGGCGCCUCCGCCACCGCCACCGCAGCCUCGUUUGACUGGUAAGAAGCAGGGUCUAGAGGAGGAGGCGAAGGAGUCUAAUCCUUUGGGGCUAUCGGCUUCAACACGGUGGAAUCUGAGGAGCAAGAGAGCAGCCAGAAAUGCUCCGACUGAGAUCUUCUGGAAUCGGAACACGUCGCCUUCGUCCUCGCAGUCUCAAUCAUUCUCUUAUUCUCCUCUUCAGAAGGAAAAAACAAGUAGUCCGAUGUUUCUUGUAACGAGAUUGGAAGGAUUCGAUAUGACAGAGAAGGGGGAGAGGCCGAAAUUCUCGAUCGCGCUCUCUAGGGAGGAGAUCGAGGAGGAUUUCCUCGCGGCAAAGGGGACAAAGCCCCCUCGUCGGCCAAAAAAGAGGGCCAAGUACUUGCAGAGGCAACUUGAUGCACUUUUUCCUGGGGCAUUUUUAUCGGAAGUGACAUCAGAUUUGUACAAAAUUGAGGAGAUUGCAAGUUGAUCGUGGUGGCGUUGUUCGGUUGAAGAACGACCGAAGAUUCUUACAUGCCAACUAUCCGUAUGAAUUACGUUGAAUUUGUUAGCUUGUUGUAAGACGCCAAUGGAUGUAAUUGCUGUUAUUUAAUGGAAAAAAAUUCAAAAAGAUUAGUUUUCUUCUUCAUCAGACUGCAUUGAGGAGAAGAUUGAUUCCCAUGGCAUCCAUGAAUUGUGCCGCUAGAAAGAAAUCUGUCAAGUUAAGUAUGUUUCUAAGGCAUUCUUUUU